AUGCCGCUAAAGAGAGCAGACUUGCGCCUCAAUCACCCUUUCAUCCAGAAUUUGAUUGCUGGUUUGAUGCUCCUCUGCUUGCCCGGCAUCUACCUUGCUUUGACAGGUCUAGGGGCUGGUGGUGGAAAGCCCUCAUCUCAGACCGUGGCUGCAAAUGUCAAUGCCAUCCUAUACGGCGUCUUCUUCAUCACCGGGUGGUUUGCCGGCUCGGUGAUGAAUCUCAUCGGCCCAAACUACACGGUGUUUCUUGGGUCGAUCGGUUACAGUCUAUACACAGGUGGUCUCUGGUACUUCGACCGAACUGGAAACUCAUGGUUGGCAUACAUGGGUGGAGGCAUCGAAGGAGUAUCCGCUGCUCUUCUGUGGGCGUCCGCCGGUGCGAUUGCGUACUCUUACGCCGAAGAGAAGGACAAGGCUCUGUUCAUGACAAUCCAAUGGUGCAUGUGUGAAGGCGGUUCGACAAUUGCAGCUCUCGUCGCCCUCGGCAUCAACAUGCACAGUGCGCGGCAAGAUGCUGGCGCACCCACUCCCGUCUACAUCGUCUUUGUGGUCAUCCAGGUCUUCGCCAUGGUGCUGGCCCUGACACUGCUGGUGCGGCCCGCAAAGGUAGUGCGCAGCGACGGCACCAAGAUAGCCAUCUUUAAGCAGCCGUCCUUGAAGGGCGAGCUACGGGGUAUCCUCGAGAUGAUCAGGGAUUUCCGGUUCAUGAUGUUGCUCCCCGCCAUCUUCGUCGCCGAGAUGGCCCUGGCCCUCCAGAGCUCCCUGAAUGGCUACUACUUCAACUUGCGUACUCGCUCCCUCAACAACGUCAUGUUCAACUUCAUCCAGCUGCCGGCCAGCUUCGGCAUGACUUACAUCCUGGACAAUCCUCGCUUCGGACGCAGGAGGACCAGGGCGCUGAUUGGUAUAUCGGUGAUGAGCGCCAUCACGCUCGGCAUCUGUGCGGCGGAGGCAGCGUGGCUCGCCCAGCAUCAUCUGAACCGGCACGAAGCAGGCCCGUCGACUGAUUGGACUGAUUCGGCCUUUGCCGGCGCUUUUGUGAUCUAUGUCAUCUACGGGACCGUCUAUAGCAUCUACCAAAUCGCAACCCAGUACGUGAUCUGCGCGCUGACUAACGACCCGGAGCGGCUGGCGCGACGAGCAUCGUGCUUCCGCGGCACCACCGCGCUGGGUAUGAUGUUCAGCUUCAUCAUUGAUGGCAACGGCGGGACGUACAUCACCCAGCUGUCGUUCCAGUUCGCGUGCUACUUCGUGGGCAUCCUGUUCCUGUACAUGGUCACUAUCUUCUACGUCAGCGACACCAACUAUUUCCACGAGGACACGGUCAUCGUGCCCAAGCACAUCGAAGACGACGCCCGGCUAGAGGGGAGGAUUGGAGCUGCCGAGACCGGCAGCGUGGACGUGGAUGGGGAAGAGACGGUAGUGCCCAACAAGGGCAUGGCGUAG
Molecule: messenger RNA, 1446 nt
Organism: Fonsecaea erecta
Lineage: Eukaryota; Fungi; Ascomycota; Eurotiomycetes; Chaetothyriales; Herpotrichiellaceae
Exons: 5
Coding region: 1-1446 (481 amino acids)
Source: RefSeq, a predicted model, not a curated record